UUUUAUUCAUCUCCCGGUGAAAAGUUGUCCUCACAAGGUAUUCACAUCUAUGCACUCCCUGCCUUACAUUUACCUUUUUUGAGUCCUACUUUUGACUUUUUAUCUAUAGAAAUAAAUUCAAUGAGAUGCUGAAUAUCAUGGGUUAAUUGAGUAUUAAUAUUGUAUUAUCCAUCAAGGUCUUGUUGGUUCCUAAGUGUGAGAAUGGAUUUGGUUUAUAAAAUAUUAAAGAUAUAUAUUCAUGGUUCAUUUGAUCACAUCAUAUGAUUUUCAGUAACCUUGAUUGAGUAGGGUGAAUAGUAAUGCAGUACUUUAUAUAAGGCAUUAUCAUUGUAAUGAUUUGAAGAGGAUGAAAUUUUGUUAUCCUUUCAAGUUAAUUAAUUUACUUAGCAUAAGAGCUGAAGAGCAACACCAUCCAAUUGGUUUCAUUCAUUUGUGCAUACUUUGACCUUGGUUUUUCCCCCCUAUUUUUGUGCAAUUUUCUCUUGAGAUGAAGAAGUGUUACUUUGGUUAAUUGCCAAAUUUUAGCUAUAUGUUGUUGUCCCAGUUUAUGUUUGUUGUUUGUGGUUGUUUUUCCAAUUGUUUUUAAAUUUGUUUAUGGAUGUUGUUACAUGUGUUUUACUUGUAACAUUCUUGGAUGUUGUGGUAGGAUUUGGUCUCUGGAAUGUUUCAAUUGCUUUGGUUGGCUUCUUGGAUUUAUGUAAAUAAAAUUUAAAUCAGCAUAUGUGUUUGUAUAUUUCUAUAAAUUUGCUUAUGCAUGUUGUUUGAUUUUUGUUUUGCUCGCAGCUUUCCUCAUUAUAUGCACCUGUAGGAUGUUGUUUGAGGCUAUGGCCAUUAGUUUGAGUAGCUUCUUGACCUUAUGAAAAUUCAAUUAUAGAUCAAUGUAUGUAUUUUGAUAUUCAAUUGAUUUGUAAUCUCUCUUGUAGUGCUGCUUUAAAGUUGCUUCUGCCUUUCUUAGUUGAUUGCUCUAAUAGGAGUAAGUUUCAGAAACAUCUCAAUUCCUUUAGAAGGGGAAUGGGAAAAAGAUUAAGACAACCAAACAUUGGGAAGAAUUCAUGUAAGUAAUGAACCCCAUACCAUGGGAUUCAUUGAGUCCAUCCAAACAAAGAGAUAAAAUCAAUGGUUUUCUUUCCCGAGGUAAUCAUUGAUGGUAUCCAAACACAGCCUCAGUGGAUUGAUAAGAUAGUAUAACAUCAAACCCUAAAUAGUCAAACUGUAAAUCCUCAAUUCCCUAUGCCCAUUACUAAUCUAAUUACACACAUUUGGCUGGGGGCUUAAUUGUCAUUAAAGGACCAAUCUUAUUAUACAUCGUCGACUAAAAAUAGUGUGGGCUUAAAAAAGUCAAUCGCAACCAUUAAAAUUAUUCAGUAAAAAAACACAAUAUUUCAACGGCUGUGAUCUGUUAGAUAGCUUUAAUGCUGUUUGGGACCAAACAGCGGAUCGGAUGUUCGGAUUACACAAGUGAGCCCCAAAACGCUAAACCCUCAUUCUCUUCUAUAUAUUGACCCCUUCCCCAAACCCUCAUCUUCAAGCCCUCAUCAUCGCCGACCUCUCGUUCUUUCUCUCUCUCAUCAGCGAAAUGAAACCUCUAAGAGGCGGUGGGCGUGGUGGUGGUGGUAGAUUUAUGGGGAUGAGUGAUGGAGGGGGUAGGGGAAGAAGGAGAGGAGGUGGUGGUGGGAGAGAAGGGCCGGAAGGUCAUGGCAGCGGGAGAGGACGCGGACGCGGACGCGGACGUGGCGGCGGUGGUAGAGGAUGUGGGAGGGGUCGUGGAGGAUGUGGUGGAGGGAUGAAGUGCAGGUGUCGGGUUGUCAUUGAGCCGCAUAGGCAUGAUGGAGUGUUCAAUGUGAAGGGGAAGGAGGGCGCUCUUUGCACUAAGAAUUUGAUCUCUGGAGAGUCUAUUUAUGGUAAGAAGCGUGUUGUUGUGCAGAAUGAAGAUGGAACUAAGACUGAGUAUAGGGUGUGGAAUCCAUUCAGAUCUAAGUUAGCAGCAGGUGAUUUUUGAGUAUUUGAAAGCCAUCCAAUGCAGAUGUGAUGAUUUGUUGGCUCAGAGAUUGUUUUCUUAGCCUUUUUUAAUCAAAAUUAAUGUGUGAAUGCUCCUAAUCGUCCUCAUCUUUUUUUUUAUAAGAUAAUGGGAUGUUUUGUGCUCUCGAAUGUCUUAUAAGCCUUUUGAUUAAAGUUUUGUGUCGGUGAUUUAAUCUUUAUAUUUUAUGAAGUUUAGUUUCA
Molecule: messenger RNA, 2220 nt
Organism: Dioscorea cayenensis subsp. rotundata (Guinea yam)
Lineage: Eukaryota; Viridiplantae; Streptophyta; Magnoliopsida; Dioscoreales; Dioscoreaceae
Product: rRNA 2'-O-methyltransferase fibrillarin-like
Exons: 4
Coding region: 1577-1999 (140 amino acids)
Biological process (GO): box C/D sno(s)RNA 3'-end processing; rRNA methylation
Cellular component (GO): small-subunit processome; box C/D methylation guide snoRNP complex; nucleolus
Molecular function (GO): RNA binding; histone H2AQ104 methyltransferase activity; rRNA methyltransferase activity
Source: RefSeq, a predicted model, not a curated record